Hirsutella rhossiliensis is the source of this 1527-nucleotide messenger RNA. RefSeq names its product something about silencing, SAS, complex subunit 4 domain-containing protein. The transcript has 2 exons. The coding region runs from base 1 to 1527 and encodes 508 amino acids. NCBI's taxonomy places the organism in Eukaryota, Fungi, Ascomycota, Sordariomycetes, Hypocreales, Ophiocordycipitaceae. The record is from RefSeq and is a predicted model, not a curated record. Gene Ontology annotation, cellular component: SAS acetyltransferase complex. Gene Ontology annotation, molecular function: histone acetyltransferase activity.
AUGGCCUCCCUCACUCGCUCCACCCGGCGAGCUGAAGGCCUGCAUCACCAUCACCACAACGCGCCGCGCUCUGGGCCAGCCGCCGCCGCCCUGUACCACGACGAGGGGCGCCAGAAGCGCGGCCUCGAAGCCCCCGAGCGCGACCUCGAGGCCCUGCGGUCCAAGAAGGCGAGGAUCGCUGUCGAGAUCCUGGCCCGGACGGCGCCCACCGACGGGCCCGGCGGCAUCAGACGUCCCGCGCCGCGCCAGCAUCCCUUCGUGGCGACGAGCGUCGGCGGCAGCAGUAGUAGCAGCAGGCCAGAGCUACUGCCCGCGUCCAGCGCCGCGCCAACAGCGCAGGCCGGCGCCGAGUCCGACCCGAACCUGACCAAACACCAAGCAAAAGCCAUCAAUGGCAUCAAUCACGGGCUGGGCCAGCUGCUGCCAGAGCCGGCGGGCACAAAGAAGCAGGGCCGGACGCUCCGCUCGCAGGAAGCCACCAGGUUCAAGAGCGAGCUAUCGGCAUACUUUCCCGACUACGACGAGGUCAUUGGCAAUGAUCCCAAAGAACAGUACUUGUUCACCCUCGAUACGCCCAUUGUUAUUGUCGAUUCGGAUCGCCGACGCGUCGUGCCACCAGAACUGCCGCGUGUAGCACCAGAUCCCCACCAACCCGCCGACUUUCCCGUCAAAGGCUAUGGCGACUCACUCUAUACCGACGUUUUCGACUCGCAGCGAAUCGACUUUGGGUUCCUAGAGACCCAGCAGAACAGCAAGAACUUGGAGGACCCACUGCCGGACCGCCUGUUUGAGCCUGUGCACAAAAAGGCCGAACGGCUGGAACGGUCGAUUCGCAAUUCAGAAAAGGGGCGCGCGCAGCACGAAAAGGACCAGAUCAUCCGACUGCUCGAGGGUCUGCAGGGCCACGACUGGCUGAGGGUAAUGGGGGUCAGCGGCGUCACCGAGACCAAGAAGAAAUCCUUUGAGCCGGCUCGCGCCCAUUUCAUCAAGGGCUGCCAGAGCAUUUUGGACAAGUUUCGCAACUGGAGCCUGGAGGAGAAGCGGCGGAAGCAGGAAAAGGAGCGGGCCAUGGCGGAGCAAGCCGCAGAGGACGAGAAGCGGGACGAUGGUCCGGGGCCGAAGCAGGAUGCAAGACAAGAGGCGAGACGCAGUGCGCGUCGCGACAUGGAGGAAAUCUCGACGACGUCACAGGACGACGCCAGCGAAGCCUCGUCGCCGGCCCAGCAGCUUCGCCAGGAAGCCAUGGCGCGGUCGCAGAUGGCGGCCGGCACAGGCUCCAAGAGGCCGCGAGCACCUGCCCGGCCGACUCCGCCCAAGGCGUUCAAGUCUUUUUUCAGCAAGAAGCACGAGCGCGACGGGGCCCUCAACCGGAACCGCCGCACGGGGAGAAAGGUACUCGCCUGGGGCCAUGCGGUGCCUGAGAUGGCCGAGACGGACUUUGUCCUGCCCGAGGAAUACCGGGACGACGACACGCUCAAGGCUCGGGCGAGGAAGAAGCGGCGGGACAAGCGAGGCAAGCGGCCAUAG